GCUGGCAUUGAGGUAGUUAACUGUGACAUGGUUGGCUUGGUCAGAGGUAGCAAGAAUGGGACACGCGCCUUCAACAGUAGAGCUCAGAGGGCGUUGGAGGAAGAAGAACAAGCUCAUAACACCUGCCAGCACUAAUUUAAUGCAAAAUUCUAAUAUUGCCCCGAUUUGUCAUUCCGGAGUUUUCAGAGGAGGGUUUACUGGUAAAUGGAAACGUAAGAUAUUUCUAAAGCAUCACGUAAUUCCUAUUGACUAUAAUUAGAGGAACAACUUUUUUGACAACUUGCGAAACCUUAACAAAGCAGCGAAGCCGAAUUACAAGUUGCCUACAGAGAUACACAUUUCUACUUUUAGUUUGGAAGUCUAACGUUACUCAACGCCACGGAAUGUGAAAUCUAGUCUACUGUCCAUCGACAUCGCCAGCAGAGCCAACCUGCAUUUCAAGACUCCAAAGGUUAACACUGCUGUCAUUGCUAUGGAGACCACCCAAGCCCUCCUCCUCUUUCUACUGAGUUUAUGUGUCUACAGUUGCCAUGCCAAUGCACGGACUGCUCCCAGAGUGCAUUUGUCAUACAAAGAGCUGAUGGAGACGCGGACGGCGCGGCCUUUCUCCUUCUCCUUCAACACCAGUGACUACCGCAUCCUGCACAUGGACCAGGACCAGGGCCGUCUCUACCUGGGCAGCCGGGAGUACCUAGUGGCCCUGGACAUGCACAACAUCAACAAGGAGCCCCUCAUAAUUCACUGGCCGGCCACUACCCAGAGGAAAGGAGAGUGUAGAAUGACUGGAAAAGGUGGGCAGGGGGAGUGUGCAAACUUUGUGCGUCUGAUCGAACCCUGGAAUCGCACACACCUGUACACCUGUGGCACAGGGGCCUACAAGCCCAUCUGCACCUUCAUCAACAGAGGAUGGAGAGCAGAGGAGUACCUGUUCAGGCUGGUCCCUGGCUAUGUGGACUCAGGGAAAGGGAAAUGUUCCUACGACCCGCUGCAGGAGAAUGCUGUGGCCCUUAUCAAUGGGAAUCUGUAUGCAGGGGUCCACGUUGACUUCAUGGGCACGGACCCGGCCAUCUUCAGAACCCUGGGAGACAGACCUGCUGUCAGGACUGAGCAAUAUGACUCCCGCUGGCUGAAUGAGCCUGUGUUUGUGAAGAUCCAGCAGAUUCCUGACAGCUCCGAGAGGAACGAUGAUAAGCUCUACUUCUUCUUUCGGGAGAAGAGCCUGGAUUCGGCUGGGGGGGGCAGCCCCAGUGUCCUGGCCAGGGUGGGCCGAGUAUGCCUGAAUGAUGAUGGGGGUCAGAGGUCACUGGUCAACAAGUGGACGACCUUCCUGAAGGCUCGGCUGGUGUGCUCAGUGAUAGGCAGUGAUGCUGUGGAGACCUAUUUCGAUGAGCUGAAGGAUGUCUUCAUUCAGCCAACACAAGACGAACGCAAUCCUGUCGUGUACGCUGUCUUUUCCACUGCGGGGUCUGUGUUUAAGGGCUCAGCCGUGUGUGUGUACUCUAUGUCCGACAUUCGCAAUGUCUUCAAUGGCCCCUUCUCACACAAACAUGGACACAACUACCAGUGGACCCCCUACACUGGAAAGAUCCCCUACCCUCGCCCUGGAACGUGUCCAGGAGGAACGUUCACCCCGGGCCUCCGCUCCACCAAGGAGUUUUCGGAUGAGGCAGUGAACUUUGUGAGGGCACACCCCCUCAUGUACCACCCUGUCUACACAAUACACAAGCGCCCUCUGGUGGUCCGAACUGGGGUGGACUACCGAUUCACCUCCAUCGUGGUGGACCUGGUGGAUGCUGUGGACGGGAGGUAUGAGGUGCUCUUCCUGGGCACAGAUCGUGGGACAGUCCAAAAGGUGAUAGUACUUCCUAAAGACACUAGCACAACAGAAGAACUCACAUUAGAGGAAGUGGAAAUGUUCAGGACUCCAGCUCCUAUUAAGACUAUGAAGUUAUCAUCAAAAAGGCAACAGCUGUAUGUGUCAUCAGAGAGGGGGCUUACCCAGUUGUCCCUGCACAGGUGUAGCGUCUAUGGGAAGGCCUGUUCAGACUGCUGCCUGGCCAGAGACCCUUACUGUGCCUGGGACGGGGAGACAUGCGCCACCUUUAGCCCCUCCACCAAGAGGCGAAGCAGAAGACAGGAUAUUAAGCAUGGAAACCCCUUGCGGCAGUGCAGAGGGUUCAAUGCAAAAGUGGAGAAGCGUCUCAGUGAAACGGUGCAGUUUGGGGUGAAGGGGAGCAGUACGUUCCUGGAGUGCCAACCUAGAUCUCCACAAGCAACAGUCAAAUGGCUCUACCAGACACCAGACGGCAGGAGGAAAGUGCUGAGCCGAGACGGAGAGGUGCUGAAGACAGCUCAUGGCAUCUUGCUCAAGUCUCUGAGCCACGCUGACAGGGGGCUGUACCACUGCCUGGCCACUGAGAACAACUUCAAGCACACGGUGGUCCGCGUGGCCCUCCGCAUCCUGGACCGGGAGAUAGUCGAGGCCCUCACCUCCCUGGAUGCCCCACUGGAGGACCAGAACCUCCAUCACCACCCCCACCACCCACCGCCCCCGCCUCAAACUCUGCCACUGCAGUUUUCCUCCCAGCCGGAGAUCAGCCUCAUCAACCAGUACUGUCAGUCCUACUGGCAGCAGUUCAACCCCAACCUUCCCACAAAACGCACCAACAGGAAGCAUGUCAAGAGCCAGCCAGAGCCAGCCCCAGGGGGCCCUAUCCCCUCCUAGACUCCUUCUCUCCCCUCUCCUUCACUGGUGCCCGGGCCAGGUCCUGGAGGGUCACAGUGGCCCUCCACACUGCAGAGUCACUCACUCAUGUUGUGAUGUUGAUGUUGUUAUGUGUAUUGUUCAUCCCAUUCCCAUUCAGGGUUAGUCUCCAUGGGCCCAAUUCUGACUUUAGAUCAGUGCACAUAGCUAUGUGCUUUCUUGUAAAUCCUCUAUUGAUGUCAUUGAGAGUUGAGGUCAAAUUGGAGUUACACGCACAGAGGGUUUGGUCCUAAAAAUCUUCAGUUUAUUUAGCAAAUGAACUGCCCUAUUCAGUCCAAAUUAGUAACUAGUAACCUGAAUAUAAUCCCUGAUCCUAUAAACCUGGGUAUUAUCAAUUGGAUUGCUACUUAUGUUAUAGUAUGUCUCACUCAGUAUAAGCAGUUUUAGAAACUGCAGAGGAUUGUUAGUGUACACAAGAGUUGUAUAUAUAUA
Oncorhynchus kisutch (coho salmon) is the source of this 3196-nucleotide messenger RNA. Its product is annotated as semaphorin-3F-like. Lineage: Eukaryota; Metazoa; Chordata; Actinopteri; Salmoniformes; Salmonidae. Gene Ontology annotation, molecular function: semaphorin receptor binding; chemorepellent activity. The record is from RefSeq and is a predicted model, not a curated record. Gene Ontology annotation, cellular component: plasma membrane. Gene Ontology annotation, biological process: neural crest cell migration; axon guidance; negative chemotaxis. The transcript is spliced from 18 exons. Bases 473 to 2725 code for a protein of 750 amino acids.